AUGCCAUUGAUUCUCCCUCACGAGCUGAUGGUGCAGCUUAGCUUGAAGGGCCAUUUGGAACAAGGGUUAGAGGAUGCAACCAAAAAGUAUUGGUCGCACAUGGAGAAGACCGGCUCCGACCACCCGUGCAUCCAUGACAAGAUGUGCAGACCUUUGGGGCUGUACGGCGAUGAUGCCCAGUAUGACCGGAACUGCAACAAACUUAUAGUGGUUACACUAUCGGACUGCUUGGCUACCUCGAAGCACUCUAUGGCUGCGACGUGGCCGCUCUUCGUUCUGAGAGAAGGCUUGUCAAUUGGAUUUGACACGCUGAAUGCCUUCCUUGCCCCGGUGCUCUUUCCUAUCGCCAUCUCCUUGAAUAUUCUAUUCUAUGGACGAGUGCCGGCCUCUCCGCUACACCUCGAGACGGAGUUCACGAGGGAAACAUGGGAGAAUGUUAUCAAGCCGAACCUGAAGGACGAACUCCUGUUCAAGGAUUGUGGAGACGACCCAAAGUUCUACGCGGCGACAGAAGUGCGGGGCGACUGGAAGUUCGUGAAGGUGCAACAUGUUACACCCGCGACCAUUUUUCUGAUUGCAUCCGAUUUCGUUCAGAUCUGA
Molecule: messenger RNA, 600 nt
Organism: Symbiodinium sp. CCMP2592
Lineage: Eukaryota; Dinophyceae; Suessiales; Symbiodiniaceae
Source: the annotation of a GenBank genome assembly